Messenger RNA from Arabidopsis arenosa, 2346 nucleotides. The record is from the annotation of a GenBank genome assembly. NCBI's taxonomy places the organism in Eukaryota, Viridiplantae, Streptophyta, Magnoliopsida, Brassicales, Brassicaceae.
AGAGAGGGGCUGCAAAAUUUGUACGGACUGUGGGUGCGGCAAUGGGAGACGUUGAUAUGAUUGUAUGUCCUUGCAUUGAUUGUCGUAAUAUCGAUCGUCACUCAGCCAGUGUUGUAGUUGAUCAUCUUGUAACAAGGGGAAUGGACGAGGCUUACAAGAUGCGGUCUGAUUGGUAUCAUCAUGGAGAAUUGAAUCCAGUGGUUGGAGGUGAAAUCAAUCAAAGUCAGUGGAAUGAUGAAAUUGUUGGGUUAUAUCAAGCAGCUGAAUAUUUGGAUGAAGAGUUUGCUUCCAAAAGGAAGAGGAUGGAGUGUACUGGAUUGGAAGCUGAUAGUGAGGAUUUAUCUAGUGAGUCAGAGGAAGAAGAAGAGGAAGAAGUAGAAGUAGACGAGGAUGAGUUAUCUAGAUGGAAGAAAAGGUCUACCUUUUUCAAGCUACAAUAUUGGGAGGAACUCCCUAUGAGACAUAACUUAGAUGUGAUGCAUGUGGAAAGAAAUGUGGUUGCGAGUAUUGUAUCGACACUGUUGCAUUGUGGCAAAUCUAAGGAUGGUCUUAAUGCUCGUAAAGAUCUGGAGGAGCUUGGAAUUAGGAAGGAAUUGCACCCUAAAACCAAAGAAAAAGGACUUACCUGCUUGCAGCAAUGUGGUCUUUAUCCAAGACAGAAAAGAAGAUUUUUUGUUGGCGACUUUUUGACUUCAAAGGCCCAGAUGGAUACUGCUCCAACAUAUCAAGAGGCGUAUCAUUACAAAACUCGAGUAAUUGAUAGGGAGCACAUUUUGACAUUGGAAGCUGAGGUUGUUGAAACUCUCUGCAUGUUUGAAAGAUUUUUCCCUCAAAGUUUCUUUGAUAUCAUGGUACACUUGACGGUACAUCUAGGAAGGGAAGCUAGACUAGGUGGACCGGUUCAUUUUAGAUGGAUGUACCCGUUUGAGAGAUAUAUGAAAGUCCUGAAACACUUUGUCAGAAACACUGCAAGACCAGAGGGGUGCAUUGCUGAGUGCUAUCUUGCUGAAGAAUGCAUCCAGUUUUGUAAUGAAUUUUUGAAGAAGACGACAAAUGUUCAAGAGAAGGUUGACAGAAACACUGAGUAUGAUAAUAGUUCUAUUCUUGAGGGGCGUCCUAUAUCUACAGGGAAGACAUUUUCUCUCACUGAAAUGGAGAAGAAAAUAGCCCAUAUGGCUGUCAUCCAGAAUAUGGCUUUGGUUGAUCCUUAUGUGGAUGAACAUCUACAACAUCUACAAGACUCAAAUGGAAGAUGUAGACGUGAUGCAUCAACAUUAUGGAGUAUGCAUAAUCAGAAUUUUGCCUCUUGGCUAAAAGCACAGAUACCUCUUAAUUCAAACAGACAUGACGAAACACUUAAAUGGUUGGCAUUUGGUCCACGUAGUUAUGCACGGUCAUAUACAGGUUAUAUAGUCAAUGGGCAGCGGUUUCACACAAGUUCAGUAGAUAGGAAAAGUCAGAAUAGUGGUGUUUUUUAUGAGGCUACGGCAAUCUGUAGGUCUAGUGCUAAGGAUACUUCACAAGUGGUGGAUUUGGUAUCUUACUACGGGAGAGUAACUGAUAUUAUCUUGUUGGACUAUAAUGUGUUCUAUGUUCCUUUAUUCCGGUGUGCAUGGGCAGUGAAGGGUAAUGGAGUAAAAGAAGAAGAUGGUUUCACACUUGUUAACCUUAAUCAUAGUCAAGUAAGUUUUUCAAGGGAUCCAUAUAUAUUAGCCUCUCAAGCAAAGCAAGUUUUUUACUCAAGGGAAAACGAGUCAUCAAGUUGGUAUGUUGCUAUGAGAGGUCCUUCAAGGAGAUUCAGUCAGAAAGAUUUUCAAGAUGGAAUUGCAGACAUUUGUCCAUUACCAGCCAAUAUUGACAUGGGUGAUGACUUGGAUGAAGCAGAAAAUGAGAGAACUGAUUGUGAAGGAAUUUAUGCAAGAUUUGAGGUAGAUGAAGAGUACCAGAAGACUGCACUUCUUAAACAGAUGGGAUGUCUGUGGAGGUCAUGGAAAUCACGUCUUGUUACCCGGAUUAGAGAAGCCAAGACUAACCAACAAAGGAUGAAUCUGCGUCCAAAGAAUGUUUCUCCAUUUGAAUGGCGAAAAUUUGUCAAGCUCAAAACUAGCAAAGAAUUCAAAGUAUUCAUUUGGAAUUAGCUAAGUUUAUUUCUGAUAUAGUAGAUUACAUAAUACACUUAAUAUGUUAGGUUGUGAGCGAUAGCUAUAAAGAAAGAAGGCGCAAUCAGAUUCCUCACACCACUAGCCGCAAAGGAAUGGUUAGACUAACAGAAGACAUGGUAAUCAUACUACAAAUAUGUUGUUUAAACUCAUCAGUCUACUUUAAUAAUAAAGACUUCCAUUGACU